[Torrubiella] hemipterigena is the source of this 3721-nucleotide messenger RNA. The record is from the annotation of a GenBank genome assembly. Lineage: Eukaryota; Fungi; Ascomycota; Sordariomycetes; Hypocreales; Clavicipitaceae.
CCGACUAAGACGAAAUCAGGCUGCGCUAGCGUGGCGCUAAGGUUGCGCUCAGAUAUGGGCAUGACUAGGCUGAAUGGUGUCAGGCUCGGCUGCAAUAGCCGCCAUCUCGAUAGAGAUAGACUACAUCGCGCUGUCUUGCAUGGAACCUACAAGGAAACCCCUGAGUCUCACCAGUGUCGGUAUUUUUGGAUGUUCGUAAAGGUUGUAAUUGGACUCGGCCUCUACGCUGUGCCUCUUCCUUAUAAACUCUGGAAAGCCCGCCCUUGACCAAGCAUUCAUCAUUCUGAGCCUGCAGCUCUGUCUCUUUGCUAGAGUAUUCUUUGAAAUACUCAACUUUCCACGCUCAAUUUGAAGCAACAUACACUCCAUACCCUGCUAAACCAACUUCCUCUCCAUUACCAUGAGCAAUCCCCAUCUGAAAGCUCUACUGCUAAUGGCAGCAUUGACGCCUGUAAUGGCACUCCCGAGCGUCAUUCGCUCAAGGCAUGUCUCCCAUCUUGCGGAUUCAGCGUCAGCCAACACGGACGGGCUAGUGAGUAUGGCGCAACAGAGUCCGGAUGCAAUACCAAUACCCACCGCGACCUCAGCAAACGUUGAGCCGCAAGCCCAAGAUGAUGUAGCACAAGUUACAGCCUCUGAGCCUUCGGUUCCCGAUGAAACGCCUGCGGGCGAAGCCAAUGAACAAUCAGACAUCCCACCAGACAUUCAGACACUACCAACAGAUGAUCAGACACAACCACCGGAUGCUGCUCCAACAGAAGAAGGUGAACCAACCAAUGUCACUCCACCGGCUAAUGAGAACGUCCCUGCAUCCAGCAACAAUACUGCGGAAACCCAUCCCACUGGUCCUUCCACUCCAUCUCCUCCUGCUGUAUCAAUCCAUGGCAAUAGGACAGGCAUUUGGACUACGCACAACUGCUACAUGCCAGCAGUACAUGAAAUCUUUAUGGAACCUGCUCAAAGAUGGCUAGAGCUGGAUACCCCACGAGCCUUCCAAGAUGUGGUCGACACAUGGAAAAACUACGACAGACCCAAUAACAGAGACUUUUUAAAGUCUGUUGAAAAUACUAUCGCUGAUAUUGAAGGUCAAAAUUGUGGGCAUAUAUCGGAUCCUGGCUGUGCAGCCAUGAUCGAUUGUCAGCACCUCGAAAACCAACCAGGCACAGGGCCAGCUGGAUUUCUCAUUCACAACUCAUUUGUCAACAUUCACAAUAUUUAUGCGCGGUUUGCUAUCGAUCUUAUGGUAGCUACGGGGGUAGCAUUAACCGAUCUGGACGGUUUUGUGAACACCUUUGCACCACUACCACCCCCUAAUCUGGAUGAUCAAUGGCUAAAAUUUGUAUUUGAUAUGGUCAUAACAGCAACUACGGGAGGCUUCGGGAAAAUACUUGGCGGAGGCUUACUUGCUUCGGCUGGUUUUGCUAAGCUGGGCGAUGAUAACACAAAAGCUGGUGUAGAAACACUCAUGCGUGGUGUAUUUGACUUCAUCCGGGAUGCCCAAAACAAGCCAGCUAAGACGGUAUGGAACGCGCAGGGUCAGCAUGACUUCAAAACCAGCAUUAACACUGGAUUCCGCAAGUCGUGGGAGAUGGCCGCGACGUCUCUAGAAACACUCUUUGAUGGUACAGACGAGAGCGUUCAUCGCCUCGCCAAUCUGAUCGAUAAAGGCCAGAUGUUGCCUGGAGCUAAGACAAGCGACAGCAUUUCUAGCAAGUCUGAUAUGAAUCUGGCCAAACACUCGCUUACAACUAUGUUUGGUUUUGCAGUUCCUCAGGCGUGGCGGGUAUCUAGACACCACGUCUUUAUUCUCGAUCCUGGAACUAGUUGCUACAACAAGCAGCCUGCUGACACCUUCAUCACCACAGAUACGGACCAUAAAUCGCGCGUUUGCGUGGAUGGGAAACUCUACUUCGUGGUAAUGCCUCCAAAUGAGCCGAGCACGAAGGAGCGUGGAGGAGGCGGAGGGUGUAUGAAGUUUGACGCCUGUAUACCCACAAAGUCGGUACCAAAUCAAUUUGUUUCUCCUCCGGGAAUCGAGACACUGGAUGGCAAAAACGAUUUGAUUGGAAACAUCAACUUGGAGCAGAUAGUCCGAGGGUCUCUCAUCUCUUUCCGCGCCAAUAACAACAAGAACGGCAAGGUUCCGUUCAAGGCAGACGAUAUUGAUAAUGUCAUGAAGCUGGCUGAUAAUAAUCUGGAAAUGCCUGGCUUCUUCAACCUGCCAAUCUGCUCUGGCCGGGUCGCCCACGAUAAUUGGGGAAGGGUGACCUCAAGGAUCCAAACUUUCCUUGCUAGGCAGAUGGCACAGGUAGGUAGUGCCCCUGUCAACUAACAGUGUUGUCGUUCCCUGUAUUUUAGUUAUUGAAGAGGUGUGCUAGGCACAGAUGAAUUUUGGUGGACCGUUUUGUCAUUUGCUCAUGAUAUUAACUACAAAAUAUGUACAUUGUUAUCAACCUCCAUGUUGCUUACUUUCUUUAUAUCUCUUUUCGUCUAUAAUUGUAUUACAUUCUGAAGACUCCGUACUUGGUGUCGCCAGCCUUGACAGCAUUUCUGCCAGUCAUGGCAGCAUUCAGACCAAGACCGAGGUAAUGUCUGGUGUGCUGGGGAGGAAUGAUACCAUCGUCCUAUAGGUUUUGAUUAGCUUUGUUAAUAUAAUAUGUAGAGGAGCAAAUGACUUACCCAAAGUCUAGCAGAUGAGAAGGUGGCAUCGCUCUCGCGGUCAAUACGAGCCUUCAGCUCAGGAUCGGCCUUUUGGCCAACAGUCUCCAUGACAGAAGCAAGCUGUUCACCACCCAUGACACCAAUCUUCGCAUUGGGCCACAUCCAGAGGAAGCGUGGGCUGUAAGCUCUGCCACACAUGCCGUAGUUUCCGGCACCGUAGCUGCCGCCAACAACGACAGUGAACUUGGGCACGUCGGCACAGGCGACGGCGGUAACAAGUUUAGCGCCAUGCUUGGCAAUACCGUCGCGCUCCGAGGCGGAACCGACCAUGAAACCGGAAAUAUUCUGCAGGAACACCAGGGGGAUGCCGCGCUGGGUGCAGAGCUCGACAAAGUGGGCGCCCUUGACGGAGGACGAAGCGAACAAGAUGCCGUCGUUGGCGACAAUGCCAACCUUAUGUCCGUAGAUGGAGGCGAAACCGGUGACUAGAGUAGUGCCAAAGUCGCGCUUAAACUCGGAGAACUCGGAUCCGUCAACAAUGCGAGAGAUGAUUUCACGGAUGGGCAUGGGCUUGCGGAGGUUGGUCGUGGCAAUGCCAGUGAGCUCUUCGGGGUUAUGGAUAGGCUCGGCGUAGGGGACGACGGCAGCUUGCGUGGCAGGGUCCUUGGCCGGCCAGUUGAGGUUGCUCACACAGCGGCGGGCGAGGGUGAUGGCGUGGGCAUCGUCGACGGCGAGGUAGUCGGUGACACCAGAUACAGAGGAGUGCAUCUUGCCGCCACCAAGGUCUUCAUGGCUGACAAUUUCGCCAGUAGCAGCCUUGACGAGAGGAGGACCAGCGAGGAAAAUGUGGCCUUGCUCCUGGACGAUGAUGGACUCGUCGCUCAUGGCGGGAACGUAGGCACCACCGGCUGUGCAGGGGCCCAUGACGACAGAAAUUUGAGGAAUGCCCUUGGCAGACAUGCGAGCCUGGUUGUAGAAAAUGCGGCCGAAAUGGUUUUGGUCGGGAAAGACGUCGGCCUGGUGAGGGAGGUUGGCGCCACCGCUGUCAACCAUGUAGAUA